GCAAAGGUACGCAGCGUGGAGUACUGGGACUAGUCUGGAUCAGAUCACGUGACAUGGGUGUAAAGAAAACUUAUUCGGCGCGGACGGCCAUGUUGACUGUAGUGGUUGGACGCUAAAAUUCUGUUUCGCAACCAAGUUUCCCUCUAAACAGGAGAUCAUCAAGGCAUCUGGGUAGCGAAAGGAGCUCAAAUAACUUCAGGAUACGUAAGAUGUCAUGUAUGAAUGCAGCUAUAGCCCUUUAUGACUACAAAGCAACAGACAGUGAAGAACUGUCCAUUAAGAAGGAUGAAAGACUGGUGGUGUUAGAUGACAGCAAGGGAUGGUGGAAGGUGGAAAAUUCAAGACAUGAAAAAGGCUAUGUUCCUUCAAACUAUGUGAAAAAGAGCAAACCUACAGGCAAAAGCUGGUUAAAGGGAAAAAGUACCAAAUCACCUAAAGAAAAUGGAGCAAUGUCGUCACCUGGUGAAUAUUUUGUUCCUCAGGAUGUUUUGGCUGGAUUUGAGACUGUGAUUGCAAAAUUCAACUUUCAACCGCAGCAUGAAGAUGAACUUCUGCUGAAGAAAGGAGACAGGAUAACUGUUUUAGAAAAGAAAGAGGAUGGGUGGUGGAAGGGAAAAAUUAGAAUGCAAUCUGGCUGGUUCCCAUCCAAUUAUGUUUAUGCCGAAGAGGAGAACUCAAAACCUGUGAGUAAAUCUUCGCCAAAGCCUGUCCUACAGAAAGUGAGGACAUUGUACACUUUUGAUCCCAAAAAUCCUGAAGAGCUUAGUUUUAAAAAGGAUGAAAUUCUGGAUAUUAUUGAAAAACCUGAAGAUGACCCCGAGUGGUGGGUUGCUAGGAAACAGGAUGGCUCUACCGGCUUAGUUCCGAGCAAUUAUAUUACAAAUGUAGAGAACAACGCUAGUAAAGUACCGAUGCCAAGCUCCGAACCUGUGAUCGACAACAGAGUGCAAGGAAAAGUUAUUUUACCUGAACAUAAGAAACUCCCAUUUGCUGACAAGGUUUGGUUCUGGGGUAAAAUUACUAGGGAGUAUGCUGAGAAGAUGUUGAACAAAGCUGCUGCAGAUGGAGACUUUCUAGUGAGAGUCAGUGAGACGCAGGUAAGCAAGGGGCCUGUAGUUCUGGUUGAAGUUGUGUCAUAUCAUGAUUGUGGUUGUAAAUGGGUUUUAUUGCUUAUUUGUGUUUACUUCUCUAUUUUUUUUUUUCAGAUGUCAUGUAUGAAUGCAGCUAUAGCCCUUUAUGACUACAAAGCAACAGACAGUGAAGAACUGUCCAUUAAGAAGGAUGAAAGACUGGUGGUGUUAGAUGACAGCAAGGGAUGGUGGAAGGUGGAAAAUUCAAGACAUGAAAAAGGCUAUGUUCCUUCAAACUAUGUGAAAAAGAGCAAACCUACAGGCAAAAGCUGGUUAAAGGGAAAAAGUACCAAAUCACCUAAAGAAAAUGGAGCAAUGUCGUCACCUGGUGAAUAUUUUGUUCCUCAGGAUGUUUUGGCUGGAUUUGAGACUGUGAUUGCAAAAUUCAACUUUCAACCGCAGCAUGAAGAUGAACUUCUGCUGAAGAAAGGAGACAGGAUAACUGUUUUAGAAAAGAAAGAGGAUGGGUGGUGGAAGGGAAAAAUUAGAAUGCAAUCUGGCUGGUUCCCAUCCAAUUAUGUUUAUGCCGAAGAGGAGAACUCAAAACCUGUGAGUAAAUCUUCGCCAAAGCCUGUCCUACAGAAAGUGAGGACAUUGUACACUUUUGAUCCCAAAAAUCCUGAAGAGCUUAGUUUUAAAAAGGAUGAAAUUCUGGAUAUUAUUGAAAAACCUGAAGAUGACCCCGAGUGGUGGGUUGCUAGGAAACAGGAUGGCUCUACCGGCUUAGUUCCGAGCAAUUAUAUUACAAAUGUAGAGAACAACGCUAGUAAAGUACCGAUGCCAAGCUCCGAACCUGUGAUCGACAACAGAGUGCAAGGAAAAGUUAUUUUACCUGAACAUAAGAAACUCCCAUUCGCUGACAAGGUUUGGUUCUGGGGUAAAAUUACUAGGGAGUAUGCUGAGAAGAUGUUGAACAAAGCUGCUGCAGAUGGAGACUUUCUAGUGAGAGUCAGUGAGACGCAGGAAGGUGGCUAUUCAGUGUCCAUGAAAGCUCCAGACAAAAUCAAGCAUUUUAGAGUGGAGUUUACUGAUGGAAAGUUUAAAAUUGGUCCACGGAAUUUUAGCACGGUGGAAGAGUUAAUAGAACAUUACAAAAGAGCUCCCAUUUUUACUGAUAAAGCUGGAAACAAGAUGUUUCUUGUUAAGCCUUUUGAGGAGGGCUCCUAGUGAUAGAUAAUUCUAAAAAUCUUUUAAAUUUGAGGGACUGAGUAAGAUAGUAAAAGCUAUCUAAACAGAGAAUUUUACUUGGUUCUUGUAAUUUGGAUGUCACCAGUGUCUGACAGCAAAAUUGUACAAGAUCAAUUUUGGAAUAUGGACUGCAGAUGGUGUAUCUUGA
This is a messenger RNA of Orbicella faveolata, 2466 nucleotides long. Its product is annotated as SH2/SH3 adapter protein NCK1-like. Gene Ontology annotation, molecular function: signaling adaptor activity; receptor tyrosine kinase binding. Gene Ontology annotation, cellular component: cytoplasm. Gene Ontology annotation, biological process: ephrin receptor signaling pathway; cell migration. NCBI's taxonomy places the organism in Eukaryota, Metazoa, Cnidaria, Anthozoa, Scleractinia, Merulinidae. The record is from RefSeq and is a predicted model, not a curated record.